This is a messenger RNA of Rhodamnia argentea, 1982 nucleotides long. Its product is annotated as NAC domain-containing protein 73. Gene Ontology annotation, biological process: regulation of DNA-templated transcription. The record is from RefSeq and is a predicted model, not a curated record. Bases 546 to 1439 code for a protein of 297 amino acids. Gene Ontology annotation, molecular function: DNA-binding transcription factor activity; transcription cis-regulatory region binding. The transcript has 3 exons. Gene Ontology annotation, cellular component: nucleus. Lineage: Eukaryota; Viridiplantae; Streptophyta; Magnoliopsida; Myrtales; Myrtaceae.
UCCUUCAAGUGUUUCAACUAGUGCUGUCUGGAUCAGCCCUGCUGAUGAUGCAUUGAUCAGUUGCCGUUUAGCUGACUUCAGAUCCAAGCAAGGUCACUUUGUUCUGUCUCUGCAGAUCAUAACACAACCAGAAACUCCAUUUUUUCCCCAUUUCAAUCAUUCAAUUAUUCAUCUCUCUCUGGGGAGGAGCAAGAGCACGAAAGGGUGUUCAUUAAGCAGGAUCGGUUCCAUUCUAUAAGAUUGCAAAGGACUCAAAAAGUGGGAGUGAGAGAGAGAGAGAGAAUUUAAUUCCUUCCCAACCCUCAAGAGGAAACCCACAUGAACAAAACAAGCUUUAAGGAGGAGACAAGUUGCUUUUUAACUCUUUCCCUUUUCUUUUCUCUCCCUCAUCUGUCGCUUUCUCUCUUCCCCCAAGAGAGAUUUCGUUGUAGUUGGAGUGUAUAUAGCGUAGGCGACAGAAGGAAGAUAUAGAUCUCGUGUUGAGUUGGGUACAUGGGAAGUGUGGUGAAAAGAGAGAGAGAGGGAAAAAGCAAAGAACAGAUAUCAUGACUUGGUGCAAUAAUGACAGUAAGAGCGAUGAGCAGAGAAACGAGAGCGCAACCCCACCACCGCCACCAUCCAACAAUAAGGCCAGUGUUGUUGCCAAGAAGCCUCCAGCGUUAAGGACUUGUCCUUCUUGUGGGCAUGAAUUUGAACUCCAGGACCAGACUGGAAUUCAGGAAUUGCCGGGGCUACCGGCUGGAGUCAAGUUCGAUCCGACGGAUCAAGAGCUGCUCGAGCAUUUGGAAGGGAAGGUGCGGCCCGAUGCUCGGAAGCUUCACCGCUUGAUCGAUGAGUUCAUCCCUACCCUUCAAGGAGAGAAUGGGAUUUGCUACACUCAUCCAGAGAAAUUACCAGGCGUGAACAAAAACGGCAUGAUCCGCCACUUCUUCCACCGACCCUCCAAAGCGUACACAACCGGGAACAGGAAGAGGAGGAAGGUCCACACCGACGAGGAAGGCGGCGAGACGAGGUGGCACAAGACGGGCAAGACCCGGCCGGUGUUCAUGAAAGGGGAGCUCAAGGGCUACAAGAAGAUACUCGUGCUCUACACCAACUAUGGGAAGCAAAGGAAGCCGGAGAAGACCAACUGGGUGAUGCAUCAGUACCACCUCGGCAACAAUGAGGAGGAGAAGGAAGGUGAGCUGGUGGUAUCAAAGGUCUUCUACCAAACACAACCAAGACAGUGCAAUUCGCUCAUGAAAGACUCGCCACCGCUUAAGCUGAACGGACAGAGCGGGCACGAGAAUGCUAAUCUCAAGAACAAUCCUGGCCUGGUGGAGUACUACAGCUCUUCUUACAUAUCUUUCGACCAAGGAAGCCAAAAUAGGGCAAGCUCUCAACAGCAGAUGAUGUCUCGCCAUUUUGCUGUCCAUGGUGGGUCUUCUUUUGUCUCUUGAACAAACGUUUAAGAAUGAAACCCGAGAAAACGAAAGAUAUAUCGUGCAAUGCUUUCAACUUAAAGCGACAUGCUGACGUAAUAUUACCAAUCCAACCGGGUGGUGGUAUUUCGUGAGCGUUUACACUUAGUCGUAAGCAUUGCAUCGAUAUAAUUUCUUUCCGGACUAAAGUAGAAUGCUAGAAACAAUCAUUGAAGCAUUGAUCAAAUAAGUUAAUACGCUUUAUGUGACUCCAAAUUCUGGUGGAAAAGGUUGGGGAGGAAUAAGGAAGGUCUGUCCGAUGAAGACUGCAAGAGACAGAUUCUUCUAUGUGGUGAUACAAAUCUAUUUAUGUACGAUGAUUCUUAGGUCUGCUUUUACCUUUUGUAUAUUUUUUGCAACCUUUAUGUUUAAGCGUAUGCUUUGUACGGUGUCCAGGUGUGAGUUUCAUGUGGUCCAUGAACCUUUUUAUGAGGGACAUGAAUACUAAUGCGGUGUAACUGUACAAAGCUUAUACUUGCCUCGAAAUAAUUCGGAUACUUCUACCCUUUUUUGCUCCCUUUA